UCAUCCAAUUGUAGACUCAUCAAAGUCCCAGGCCAAGAAACCCGCUGUCCAUCAGCAAUUCGACGACUCUGACUUUCUGAACCUGCCCUGGAACGGCCAGGAUGUCAAUAUCCUGGUCAUGGGAGAGACCGGUGUCGGCAAGUCGACCCUCAUCAACGCCGUCGCCAACUACGUCAGUUUCAAAUCUCUGGAAGAAGCCUGUGCCUCCUCUGAGAUUGUGGCCCUCGUGCCAACAAAGUUUGUUCUCUACGACCCCGAAACAUGCAAGCCGACCGAGAUCAAGACCGACGAUAAAUCCUUGAAGGUGCCUGCUCACGCCGCGCACGCCAACGAAGUCUACAAGCAAGGACAGUCGACAACGCAGCAUCCCCAGUCGUACGUGUUCAGUGUAUACGACGAAGACAACCUGCCAACCAAAAUCAGGAUCAUCGACACCCCAGGCAUGGGCGACUCGCGAGGCGUCGAGACUGACAGACUCAACAUGCAAAACAUCAUCCGAUGCGUCACCCGCGUCGGCAAGAUCCAUAUGCUAGUCAUUGCGCUGCCCACAAACCAGAGCCGACUCACGGUCUGGUUCAGAUUCUGCAUCAUGGAGCUGUUCAAGUACCUGGACCGUGGCACCGUGGAGAACAUUGCGUUCUUGUUCACCAAGGCCCGGUCGACAGCCUUCCGAGUGGGCGACACCAUUCCAAACAUGAGACAGCUGUUUGACCAGAUCAAGUCCCAGUCAGGCGUGGACAUCCACCUGGACGACACCAACAGCUUCAUCAUCGACAACGAGGCAUAUCGCUAUCUCCUCGCCAAGGACAAGGUCGAGUUCUCUGAAGGCGAGGUUCUCCAGUUUGACGAUUCGUGGCACAGAUCCUCGAUCGCAUGCCGCAAAAUGGUCAGGGUCGCCCGGGGACGAAGCCCAAAGGACUUCAGGGUGACUGCCCAGCUCGAGGCCCUGAGGACGUACAUUGACAGGGAAAUCCAGAGCCUGGUCGCCUCCGAGGGCACCGAAGAGUCGCUGAACAAGCAGAUCAAGGAGCACGAGGAUGGCAUUCGUGCCGUUGAGCACACAAUCAGUUAUCUGAAAAGACAGAACAACGGACGGCUCGAAAUGACGGCAGAGUUUUAUCCCGAGGGCACCUUGGUUUGCAACCACAUCGACUGCACGGACUUUAGGGUGCUCCCAAGCGGACAGUAUGUGAUCAAACCGGAGGCUCAUCCAGCCUCGCCGCCUGCAUCGAAGACUCGUACUUUGAACACAAAGCCGACUCCAUGCUCGCAUGGAAAGAACUUUCUGGAGAAGAAGUAUAUCAAGUGGCGCACCCACGUUGUCGAAGAAGACACCCUGAGCGAAAACAUUCAGUCUGCCAUCAGCGUCCAGCAGACAUUCAUCGACCAACACCGCAGCGCAAUCGCGGCUCUCAAAACUCAAAUCGAGCAGAUUCGAACGCACCGAUCACAGUCGCUCCAGCUGCUUGCGCUGAGCAAUCAAUGCCUGCACCAGCACAGCGUCGUGGUCAGAAACGAGACCUUCCUGGACGUCGACGACUUCCAGGUGAUCCAGCAGCAGGCCGUCGAGAACGGCGUGGUCAAUCUCGCAAAGCAAAAGAAGCUCGAGUCCGUCCGCGAUGCCUACAAGAGGGAACAGCAGUACCUGUCGCAGUCGCCGGAGCAUCAAGCCAAUCCGCAGACUCUGGACGAAGUGCUUGGACUGCUCAAAGCCAGCAGUGGAGAAACAGAGCUAGACCUUGACAAAGCCGUCCAAGAUUUCCAGAAGGAAAUGGCAGAGUUUGACUGGGAGGCCAAGCCGACUCCUAAAUCUAAGCCAGCCACAGCCCCUGUCAAUGAGAGCGGAGAUCUCCACGACGAUGCUAUCAAUACUUUGCCUCAUAAAAUACAACCGUCGGAAGCCGGAUCGAAGGUCGAUGUUUUCUCCAAAUCGACAGCCGCUCAGACACCACAAAACAUUGCAGACGAUGGCAUUAAAGUUGACGACGCUUCUAAAGAAGCUCUCCCUGUCAAUACAAGCGAUGCAACGCAACCUGGCGCGGCUGAAGAUGCCGGCCCCACCCCUGACAGCCAACAAGAAACCAUCGCAUGUCCUGCCCCGGAUGAAUCGACCGUAUCUGAUAGCAAUCCCACCGACUCAAACGAUUUCGAACCUCGUGUGAGCAAAUCUGAUAGCAAUCCGGAACCACAGCCGAUCACUCCGGCCCAAGGAACGAAAUUCGUUAAGGUUCCAACCCAAUCCGAUUCAACUGCGUCGCCAACGAACCACCAUCAAGAUGAAGAGUCCGAUGCAAUCUCCGAGAGCCAUGAUCCCAUGCAGACCGCCGAUGCAACGAAUGCCUCUCAAGUCCAAACGCCUCAUGAUAAUGAUUGCAGCUCCAAAACCGCCGCCUCUCAGAUAGCUGCCCCGACCACGAAUCCAUCCUCGGCCGAGACACCAACUCCCCCGCAAGUUCAAGUGAAAGACGCAGCUGAGCAGGCGAAAGUGACUGAGGAUUCAGCCCAGCAAACAGGUGCAACCUACGCCAAUAAUGCACCAACCCAUCGCGACAGUAUUGCUUCUGAAGAGUGUCACGGAGCAGAAACCCACAAUGCGCCUCAAGUCAACGAUGAUAUUGCUUCCACCAUUGAUCAAGUUGCAUCUAUUCCGAAGCUCCAGGAGCAAGUUGUCUAUGUCUCUGAUAGUAGCAUCUCGCAGACUGUCCCAAGUGAUUGAGAUUGCUCGCACAGACCUGUUGUUUUGUUGUCCCCGGAUUAACCACGUUGGGUCUCAGCUGUUGGAUUCGUAUUCUGCUUGCCACUGAAUAAACUCGUCGGAUCGUAUCCAAGCGCUUCUCAUUUCGAUCAGCCCCAUCACGAGCACUUGCUUUGGUCUGUUUCAUUUUCAAUUGCGCAUCCGUGGGGACAAUCAGCCAUGGUGCGACCUGAUCUAGAAAUACAAGAUGCACCCCAAAGUCGCGCUCGAUCAUUUCGCCUGGGCUCGGACUCCCUUGGC
Polychytrium aggregatum is the source of this 2995-nucleotide messenger RNA. RefSeq lists its product as uncharacterized. The annotation marks the transcript as partial. The transcript has 2 exons. Lineage: Eukaryota; Fungi; Chytridiomycota; Chytridiomycetes; Polychytriales. The record is from RefSeq and is a predicted model, not a curated record.